Molecule: messenger RNA, 3830 nt
Organism: Neomonachus schauinslandi (Hawaiian monk seal)
Lineage: Eukaryota; Metazoa; Chordata; Mammalia; Carnivora; Phocidae
Gene: ITCH
Product: itchy E3 ubiquitin protein ligase
Exons: 25
Coding region: 166-2754 (862 amino acids)
Biological process (GO): ubiquitin-dependent protein catabolic process; protein K29-linked ubiquitination; protein K48-linked ubiquitination
Molecular function (GO): ubiquitin protein ligase activity; protein binding
Source: RefSeq, a predicted model, not a curated record
CGGGGCUCGGGACCGGCUGCCAUCUUAGUCGAGGGACUGAAGAGUCGCCGCCGCCCCGAGUCCCGGUAACAUGCAUUUAACAGUGGCCUUCUGGAGACAGCGCCUUAACCCAAAGAAGUGACUUGAACGGUGAGAACUUCAGAUUUGCCGUACUGUUGGUGUGGUAUGUCUGGCAGUGGAUCACAGCUUGGUUCAAUGGGUAGCCUGACCAUGAAAUCACAACUUCAGAUCACUGUCAUUUCAGCGAAACUUAAAGAAAAUAAAAAGAAUUGGUUUGGACCAAGUCCUUAUGUGGAAGUCACAGUAGACGGACAGUCAAAGAAGACAGAAAAGUGCAACAAUACGAACAGUCCCAAAUGGAAGCAACCCCUUACAGUUAUCGUCACCCCUGUGAGUAAAUUACAUUUUCGUGUGUGGAGUCACCAGACACUGAAAUCUGAUGUUUUGUUGGGAACUGCUGCAUUAGAUAUCUUUGAAACCUUAAAGUCAAACAACAUGAAACUUGAGGAAGUAGUUAUGACUUUACAGCUUGUAGGUGACAAAGAGCCAACAGAGACAAUAGGAGACUUGUCAGUUUGUCUUGAUGGGCUGCAGUUAGAGUCUGAAGUUGUUACCAAUGGUGAAACUACAGGUUCAGAAAGUGCUUCACAGAAUGAUGAUGGCUCCAGACCCAAGGAUGAAACAAGAACAAACACAAAUGGAUCAGAUGAGCCUGAGGAUGCAGGGGCUGGUGAAAAUAGGAAGGUCAAUGGGAAUAAUUCUCCAUCACUCUCAAAUGGUGGUUUUAAACCUUCUAGGCCUCCAAGACCUUCACGACCACCUCCACCUACCCCACGUAGACCAGCAUCUGUCAAUGGUUCACCAUCUGCCACUUCUGAAAGUGAUGGAUCCAGUACAGGCUCUCUGCCACCAACAAAUAUAAAUUCAAAUACAUCUGAAGGAGCAACAUCUGGAUUAAUAAUUCCUCUGACUAUAUCUGGAGGCUCAGGCCCUAGGCCAUUAAAUUCUGUACCUCAGGCUCCCCUACCACCUGGUUGGGAGCAGAGAGUGGACCAGCAUGGACGAGUUUACUAUGUAGAUCAUAUUGAAAAAAGAACAACCUGGGAUAGACCAGAACCUCUACCUCCUGGCUGGGAACGGCGGGUUGACAACAUGGGACGUAUUUACUAUGUUGACCAUUUCACAAGAACAACAACGUGGCAGAGGCCAACGUUGGAAUCUGUCCGGAACUAUGAACAGUGGCAGCUCCAACGUAGUCAGCUGCAAGGAGCAAUGCAGCAGUUUAACCAGAGAUUUAUUUAUGGGAAUCAAGAUUUGUUUACUACAUCACAAAAUAAAGAAUUUGAUCCCCUUGGUCCCCUGCCACCUGGAUGGGAGAAGAGAACAGACAGCAAUGGUAGAGUAUAUUUUGUCAACCACAACACUCGUAUUACACAAUGGGAAGACCCCAGAAGUCAAGGCCAAUUAAAUGAAAAGCCCUUACCUGAAGGCUGGGAAAUGAGAUUCACAGUUGAUGGAAUUCCGUAUUUUGUGGACCACAAUAGAAGAACAACCACCUAUAUUGAUCCCCGCACUGGAAAAUCUGCCCUAGACAAUGGACCACAGAUAGCCUAUGUACGGGACUUCAAGGCAAAAGUUCAGUAUUUCCGAUUCUGGUGUCAGCAACUGGCCAUGCCACAGCACAUAAAGAUUACAGUGACAAGAAAGACAUUAUUUGAAGAUUCCUUUCAGCAGAUAAUGAGCUUCAAUCCCCAAGAUCUGCGAAGACGUUUGUGGGUGAUUUUUCCAGGAGAAGAAGGUUUAGAUUAUGGAGGUGUAGCAAGAGAGUGGUUCUUUCUUUUGUCACACGAGGUGUUGAACCCAAUGUAUUGCCUGUUUGAAUAUGCAGGGAAGGAUAACUACUGCUUGCAGAUUAAUCCUGCUUCUUACAUCAAUCCAGAUCACCUGAAAUAUUUUCGUUUUAUUGGCAGGUUUAUUGCCAUGGCUCUGUUCCAUGGGAAAUUCAUAGACACAGGUUUUUCUUUGCCAUUCUAUAAGCGUAUAUUGAACAAACCAGUUGGACUCAAGGAUUUAGAAUCUAUUGAUCCAGAAUUUUACAAUUCUCUCAUCUGGGUUAAAGAAAACAAUAUUGAGGAAUGUGGUUUGGAAAUGUACUUCUCUGUCGAUAAAGAAAUUUUAGGUGAAAUCAAGAGUCAUGAUUUGAAACCUAAUGGUGGAAAUAUUCUUGUGACAGAAGAAAAUAAAGAGGAAUAUAUCAGAAUGGUAGCUGAAUGGAGGUUGUCUCGAGGUGUUGAAGAACAGACACAAGCUUUCUUUGAGGGCUUUAAUGAAAUUCUUCCCCAGCAGUAUUUGCAAUACUUUGAUGCAAAGGAAUUAGAGGUCCUUUUAUGUGGAAUGCAAGAGAUUGAUUUGAAUGACUGGCAAAGACAUGCCAUCUACCGUCAUUACACUAGGACAAGCAAACAAAUCAUGUGGUUUUGGCAGUUUGUUAAAGAAAUUGAUAAUGAAAAGAGAAUGAGACUUCUGCAGUUUGUUACUGGAACCUGCCGAUUGCCAGUUGGAGGAUUUGCUGACCUCAUGGGGAGCAAUGGACCACAAAAAUUCUGCAUUGAAAAAGUUGGAAAAGAAAAUUGGUUACCCAGAAGUCAUACAUGUUUUAACCGCCUGGACCUGCCACCGUACAAGAGCUAUGAGCAACUGAAAGAAAAGCUGUUAUUUGCCAUUGAAGAAACAGAAGGAUUUGGACAAGAGUAACUUCCAAGAACUUGUGCCACCAAAGGACAAGAACUUAUUUGCAAUGUCUGUCCUUUUCCUUCUCUGCUUAUUGCACAUCUUGUUGUAAAAUUGGGCUGUGACUGUUUAGAGAGUUGAGUGUAAGUAAAUUAAUGUUAUCAUUGAGAUUUAUCUCCCAGUGAUUCUGGAUUUCUUCUCAGUGUUUCCAGAAAUCAGAUCUGCAAAUGACUAAUCAAACCUUGCUUAACAUGAGAUUUAACACAGCAAUGAAAUCUGCCUUGUCUUACUCCACUAGAUUGUUACCUUAACAACAGUUUUGUAUAUGUGUGUCAAAAGUCUCACUUGGGAGUAGAUUUUUUUCUUUUAGAGAUUUCUGCAGAUACGCAGGGAAGUCCCUUGGUACAUGAAAUAUGUAAGAUCUUAAGCCUCGUGGUGAGAGGUAUUUGUUAAAAGUGCAAACUUAGCCCAGCUUCUGGGGAUGUGAGCAAACUUCUGGCUUGUGCUCUCCCUCUCAUUUCAGCCUGGCCUGACUGUUGUUUUUCCUUCCAGAGCAUGAAUCCAUGCAUCAUUUUGCUGUUAUCCUUGGAAAGUGAUGCAAGACUCUUGCAUCGCUCUACAAAGCAGUUUUGUUACUUUGAAUUUAGGGAGAAGUUGGUCCCAGCCUGCAAAUGGCCCUAUAACUCUCUUCAUUUGGAAGUUUUAUUGUUUUAAUUGCAAAUACUAAACUUUACAAACAAUAUUAACACUGUACUUCCUCCAUGGUGGUUUUAUAAAAGUUAAUCUAGAAUUGGAAUUAAUUUAGCUAAAUUCAUCAAAGGCCAUCGUUGACAAUUUUUGUAUGUUCCUAUAUGUAAAUUGCAUCUAUCAUAAUCCAACAACUUCAGUUAUAUUUAAUUAUUGCUAAGGAAUUCAAGUUAUAACUAGAGUACUUUACACCCAAAGAAAGAGGUCAAUGAAACAUCCUCUAAAUUACAUUUUCAUUAGGGAGGGAGAGCUGUGGUACUGGCUAAAAAGAAGGGAGUAAUACAUUUACUAGCAAUACAUUUCUAGUAACCACAGAAAUGUAUUCUCUGUAUGAAUUAAAAGUCUUCAAAUUA